GCAGCACCGGGCGGGGCGGGGGGACCGGACCGGACCGGACCGAAAGGGCCCGGCCCUUGUGGGGCCCUGGGUCCCGAACGGGGCAGCUCCGGGCACCGUGCGGCCGGGCCCGCUGAGCCCCCGCUGUCACCGGGCCUCUGGCUGGGCCGGGGUCACCCCCCCCGGGCCCGGGCUCCGGUUUGGCCCCGCUGUCACCGGCUGUGCCGGUGUGUGACAGGCACCGGGGCUGCUGUGGUCCGGUGUCACGGCUCGGGGGCCCCGCUGUGCCUGUGGCCGGGCUCUGGUGGGGCCCCCCCGCCCUCACCGGGGGUGUCACAGGGCGGGGGACACCCUCCUGUCCCCAGGAGUUUGGGGACAGGGAGCUCCUCCUGUCACCGGCUGUGUGACAGCACCGGGCAGCCCCCCGGUCUGAGGUGACCCUGCCCGGUGAGCUCCUCCUGUCACCGGUGACCCUGCCCGGUGAGGUGCUGUUGUCACCGGCUGUGUGACAGGACUGGGUGGGGCUCUGCUGUCACCAAAGUCCUCCUGUCACCGGGUGUGACACCGUGGGUGGGACCGUUCUGUCCCCAGCUGUCACAGUGCCCUGGCAGGGCUGGAGGGGACCCUCCUGCCACCUCUUUAAUUCUCCACCCUGAAACCCACCCACAGCCUCCCACUAUCCCUCCUUGGCUGUUUCUCCCUCUUCCUCCUCGCUGGUUUUAAAUCCUAAACCACCUUUUCUCCAAGCUGAACUCGCCUCCAAGCACCCACAGUGAAUUCCAGGAGCAAAUCCCACAUCCUGGAGGCUUUAUUCCACCACAUUAACAGCCUAAAAAUCCCUCUGAUCCUCGUGCUGGGGGAACCCUGGGCUGAUUUUGGGAAGGGCUGGCUCCAGGACGUGUCCCCAGCCGAGGGGACCCCGUGAGGAGCAGCAGGUCCAUCCCAAGCCGUCAGCAGCGCUGGAUGGUGCCAGGGAGGAGCCAGGCCAUGGUGGCACCACAUCUGUCACUCUUUUCCUGCUCGGGAGCGAUCCCGUCUGUGCGACGCCUCACGGCCGACCUUUGGCAGCUGCCGGAACAAAUCCACCUGGAUUUGCCCGUGCUGGGAUUCCCUGGGAUUCCCUGGGAUUCCCUGUGUCCCCCGGGGCCGGGGGGGGUCCCCUGCGGGGGUCUUGGGGUGUCAGGAGCCCCUCGGGGGGCCUGGAGCUGCCGGGCUCAAAUCCAGCUUUGUCCUGCCUGGACACGCUCCGGGUUCCCUUCUCGGAAUAUUUUGUUUGCUUCAGGCCAAUCUAUUACGGUUUUCAGGAAUAAAAAUCACAUUCUGAAGGGAAGGCUGGUGAGGUCCAAACUGGUGGGAAUCCAACCCAAACUCUGGAGGGGAUGUGGGAGCCGCAGAAAUGGGAGCUCCACCUGCCCCAGGGUGAAGCUGCCAUCCCCUCUGUCCCCUUGCUUAUUUUAGCCAAAAUUAAAAUCCAUCAAUUAAUUUUUUUUUUUGCCAAAUAUUGGUGAUGGUGAAUGCAAGUCCAAAAGAGAAAGCAACCGUUCUAGGUAGAAUCCAGGCAGAAUAGAGGAUGGGUUUUUAAUUAAUGAGUGUGGAGGUGAUGGGAGCUUCACCCCUGUCUGUACCAGUGCUCAGGAAGUAUUUGGAUAAUUUAGAAUCAAGGAAAAAACUCACAAGUCUGCAGCCCAUGGAAACUCCUUGGUAAAGGGCUGGGUGUGAAACAUGCAGAUUUAUCCAGGGAAAAAAUUAAUGGAGAGACUGCACAGGAGCCAGAGAGGUGAGGAUGUGUCCUUCUCCAUUGUGUCAGGAGAAUCUCACUGGAGUGGGAAGUGUCUCUGCUGGGAUGGAACAUUUCUGGGAAUGUGGCUCUGAUCUUGCCAGAAAGCCAGCAGAGCCACUGGAGCAGGAUGAUCCAUCAGGAGAGGCUGCUGGAAAAGUGAAGGAGACCUCCAAGAGCAUCUCCCACCGCUGUGGUGGGGACAUCCCUCAUUUUCCCUUUGCUGGCAUCCCUGGUUUUCCCUUCAGUGACAUCCCUUGUUUUUCCAGCGCUCCCAGAUGCUGUGGGGCCAUCCCAGGAGACAUCCAAACAGCCUGUGGGUUAUUCCCACAUUUGUGUAACAUUAUUGGCACGUAUCAACAUUUUCCCAAAUUAGACUGGAGCUUCCUGAGAUCUCUGGAGGUUUUAGGAAGUCAUUAGGCAGCUCUUCCCUGGAAACACGAACUGUGUGGCCUCCUGUGGAGGGAAAGUCAGUCGUGGCUUGUGUUUUCCACCUUUUUCCAGCUCCAUGGAAAUUGGGAGUUUCAGGGGGAUUUUUCAUGGGUUUAAUGUGUGCCUUUGGGGCCUCCUCCAGAGCUGCUCUGUGCUCACAGGGAGCUUUUUCCACGUUAUGUUCCUGGCAGGUCGAGGGACAGGGAUGAGCUGUUGAUCACAAUCUCAGCUCUAAAAGUUGAGCCUCUGGUUUCAACUCCCAUUUUAUGGUUUUUCUGACCCCUUUAUUGCCACUUAUCCAGCAGUUUCUGUGUCUGCAUCCUGCCAUUCCCCAUCCCUGGGUGUGGAGCUCUGGAAGCCCCCUGGGUUUGCAGGUUUUCCAGGGAGCCUUUGCUAAUUCCCAUAUGUUAAUCCCAACUGUUAAUCCCUAAUCAGCCAGAGGAAUUAAUAACUUCUUCCUUCUUUUCCAGGUCGACGCACAAUGAGAUGGAAAAGAACAGGCGUGCCCAGCUCAGGCUGUGCCUGGAGAGGCUGAAGGGGCUGGUGCCGCUGGGGGCUGCGGCCGGGCGGCACACGACACUCAGCCUCCUCACCAGGGCCAGGCUCCACAUCCAGAAGCUGGAGGAUCAGGAGCGCCGGGCCCUGCACCAGAUGGAGCAGCUGCAGCGGGAGCAGCGGCACCUGCAGCGGCAGCUGGAGAAGCUGGGCCUGGAGCGGGUCAGGAUAGACAGCAUCGGCUCCAGCCUUUCCUCCGAGCGCUCCGACUCGGAUCGAGGUGAGAGCCCGCGCCGGGGCACGGCCGGAGGGAGGCCUGGCCCCGUUGGAACUCCAACCCUUCCCAUUCCUCCGGCAGAAGAGAUGGAUGUGGAUGUGGAGAGCACGGACGACCUCCCCGCCGACCUGGACUGGAGCAGCAGCAGCCCCAGCGACUCGGACGAGCGCGGGAGCCUCCAGAGCCUGGGCAGCGACGAGGGAUAUUCCAGCUCCGGCGGGACCAGGGCCAGGCUGGCCGGCAGCCCUAAGCUCCCCGUCGGGAUAUAGGGAGCUGCUCCCGCGGCCGCCGUCCCCUUGGGAUCCCUUUAGCCAGCACACCCACCCUGCCAGCAUUCCCUGCACGGAAAUUCCGAACAUCCCACAGCUCCAGCCGCUCCCGGGGCUCCCUCUGCACCGCCAGCCUCUCUGGCCGAACCUUCUCUGCCAGGCCCGACAUUCCAGCCACGCCUGAAGCGCCCGGGAAUAUCCUGGCAAUAACAGCAACCUCAAGAGCCUUCCCCGGGCUCCUUCCCAGGCUGUCACUGCCCGCUAUUCCCGAUCUUCUCUCCGCUUGGGUGGCCACAUCGUGUUCCUCAUCCUCAGGACCGAAGAAGCUGAGUUUCUGGGAGCAGAUCCCAAGAGAGACCCGGUCCUUUGUGGAGUUUCCAUCCGUGACAGAGCGGAGCCAGGCUGGGAACACAGAGCAUUUUGGGCACAGGGAUCAGCCUCAGUCGGGGGUUCCUCCCCCCGACUCUAAAUAUUCAGGGACACCCCAUCCCAGCCCUCCCGGAGCGUUCCUGGCGUGGGGAGAGCGCUCAGAGCCAUCCUCAGCCCUCGGGUCGGCCACCUCCGGGCUGGGAAGUU
This is a messenger RNA of Poecile atricapillus (Black-capped chickadee), 3805 nucleotides long. It is a transcript of the gene MXD1, whose product is annotated as MAX dimerization protein 1. The coding region runs from base 2675 to 3229 and encodes 184 amino acids. Lineage: Eukaryota; Metazoa; Chordata; Aves; Passeriformes; Paridae. Gene Ontology annotation, biological process: negative regulation of transcription by RNA polymerase II. Gene Ontology annotation, molecular function: DNA-binding transcription factor activity, RNA polymerase II-specific; protein dimerization activity; RNA polymerase II cis-regulatory region sequence-specific DNA binding. The record is from RefSeq and is a predicted model, not a curated record. The transcript has 4 exons.